AUGCCCGUCGACGACGUCGCAGAUUCGACCGAUUGGCUCUCGACGCCGCUCUCCCGGCUGGCCGCGGUCGAAUCGGCCCUGCGAUGCGAGGUUUGCAAAGACUUUUACCGGACGCCCAUGAUCACGUCCUGCGCGCACACGUUCUGCUCGAUAUGCAUCCGCCGGGCACUCUCCAACGACAGCAAGUGCCCGCUGUGCCGCGCCACGGACCAGGAGCUCAAGCUGCGGAGCAACUGGUCCAUGGAGCAGACCGUCGCCGCAUUCUCAGAAGCGAGAGAGGACGCACUCGCGUUUGCGCGCCGCGCCAGCGUCGAGAAGAAGCAGCCGACAAAACGGAGGGCCGACGACGACGGUGGGAAUGCACAGCCCGAGUCGCACUCCAAACGCCUACGGACCUCGGCCAGGCUGAGCGGCCGUGCCGAGGUGACACCACCUGCGCCGAGUAUGGAUGUAGUCGAGGAUUCAGAGGACGAGGAUUUCGAACCAGACAAUAACGACGGACUGGUGCCCUGUCCCAUGUGCCAACGGCGCAUGAAAGAAUGGCAAGUCUUUGCCCACCUCGAGUCGUGCCCCGGCCCCGACGCCAACACGAUCCCACGAAAACCCACGAGCAACGACGCCCCGCCGCCGCCGCCGACCGGCCAGAUGCAGCGCCGGCAGCAAACGACGCUCGAGCGGCUCCCAUCCCUCAGCUACUCCAUGUUCAAGGAGUCGGCGCUGCGCAAGAAACUCGCCGACAUGGGCAUCGCGCACCAGGGGCCGCGGCCGCUCCUGGAGCGGCGCCACCGGGAGUGGCUCACGAUCUGGAACGCCAACUGCGACGCCGCGCGCCCACGACGGCGCGUCGAGCUGCUGCGCGAUCUCGACGUGUGGGAGCGCACACAGGGCGGCAAGGGCCGGGCCGUGCCUGCGGCGGCAGCGGUCAUCAAGGACAAGGCGUUUGACGGCGCGGCGUGGGCGGCGGCCCACGAGGGCUCGUUUCAGGAGCUGAUUGCGGACGCGCGCCGGAGCAGGCGCGCGGCGCAGACCAAGACAGAGGAGGCCGGAGAGGCGGCGGAGGAGCAAGAGGCGGAGAACAAAGCCAGGCAGGGUGGGGAGAGCGCAGAUGAGCGGCAUCGGGAAGAGGUUCCCGCGUCACCAGUCCGCGACACGGCGGAUGCUGACAUGUCCACCGCAGACGAAGAGGAAGAAAAGCAGGCGGCGCCACCGUCCAGUCAAGCCAAUGCAGUCCUGCAAGAGCAGUAUUUAUAA
This is a messenger RNA of Cordyceps militaris CM01, 1251 nucleotides long. RefSeq names its product DNA repair protein (RadR), putative. Gene Ontology annotation, molecular function: single-stranded DNA binding; ubiquitin protein ligase activity. Gene Ontology annotation, cellular component: Rad6-Rad18 complex; nucleus. The coding region runs from base 1 to 1251 and encodes 416 amino acids. Gene Ontology annotation, biological process: protein monoubiquitination; DNA damage tolerance. The record is from RefSeq and is a predicted model, not a curated record. The transcript is spliced from 2 exons. NCBI's taxonomy places the organism in Eukaryota, Fungi, Ascomycota, Sordariomycetes, Hypocreales, Cordycipitaceae.